Messenger RNA from Caenorhabditis sp. 36 PRJEB53466, 281 nucleotides. NCBI's taxonomy places the organism in Eukaryota, Metazoa, Nematoda, Chromadorea, Rhabditida, Rhabditidae. The record is from the annotation of a GenBank genome assembly.
AUGCGGGCCUUUUUCGUGAGUUUGUUGAUUUUCUCGGCAUCUUUCACUCGAUUCCAAAUUUCCAGGUUCUUCUGUUGAUCCUCGCUAUCUUUUCCGCGUCUGAAGGUCGCGUGAAGACGCGAAUGUGCCUGUGCGCGCCCGGACAAAUCUGUGUGCAAGGGAACUGUCACGACUACCUGCUAAACAACAGAGUUCGCCGCGAUGUGUGCGGAAUCUGCCCGGCCGGAACCUACUGCUUCGACGGACAAUGCAUCCUGUACCCAUGGCCGAUAGCAAAAUAA